Thrips palmi is the source of this 3608-nucleotide messenger RNA. RefSeq lists its product as uncharacterized. The record is from RefSeq and is a predicted model, not a curated record. Lineage: Eukaryota; Metazoa; Arthropoda; Insecta; Thysanoptera; Thripidae. Gene Ontology annotation, molecular function: protein binding. The transcript has 7 exons. The coding region runs from base 1296 to 3554 and encodes 752 amino acids.
GCAUAUGAAUAUAGUAAAAAUAAACAGAGGAAGAUACCUCUUGUAAACUAAAGGUAUCAGGGGGGGGGUCGGACAAAUGAGCUAUUCAAAAUCCCAAACAGGGUGCUUCGCUUCGCUCAGCAACUAAGGGAGUCCUGUUUCAAUAAUGAACUGGACUAAAAUGUGAAUUAUUGCCCCCAAGAACUGAUUAUGUGUAAGUAAUGACCAUGUAAGGGCACAUUACCAAGUUACCAUGCCACCCUUUCAUCAUUUUUAAAUAAUUUUUUUUGUACUGCUUAUUUACUAGGUCACUACUUUCCUGUGACAGUGAGUAUAAUCCCAUCCUAAAUUUUUGUAGCUGUUUCUACUUCCUGACUUUUUUCACAAACUAUCUGUUUUUUAAACAAUUGUCUAGAUUUACAUGAAAAAAUGUAGAACUAAUAUAUAUCCCUUCUUAUAAGAUUGCUCUUUUAAUAGAGAUGCACUUUGAGCCAAAGAACGCACAGGUCUGCUUUCAAAGGAAACCAUUUUUUACCCCCCAAUAAAAGUAUAUCAGUCUGUGUUGUGCUGGUGCAAGUCAUGCAACUGUCCUUACACUAUAUUAGUGUUGCUUUUGCCAUGAAUAAGAGCCAUGAUUAUCAAAAACACUGUGUGUAAAUGUAGAAUGCUUUAUUAAUGUUAAGCUCCACAUGAGUUGCCCAAUUAAAUUGAUUUACAGGGUGAAAGUUUUUAUUUGUGAUGAAAAAAAUGCCAUGACUAUAUACCAUGCUGUUGUAUUUUAUAGUCUAUGUAUACCUACAGCCAGUCAGCUCACACUAGGCUCGUAUACCUUCAAGGUACCCUUUGGAAAAUGUAUUGAAUAUAUAUUCGACAAUAAGUCGUACAGUAUUGUGUAUUUGGCAUGUAUCUUUUUAGUAAUGUAUUUGUACCUUGAUAUUAAAAUGUGGUAGCUCAGAAGAGGAUAAAUAAAUUUAUAGUUGCUUUUACCGUCAUUCGACCCCGAGGAUUCUUUCGCCCUGCCUGUCUGUUAUAAGGCGCUGAACAGCGUCGAGUUGCAGUCAUAUCCCACAGCUGCAGUUGAAGGUACUUCCCCUCCCCUCCCCUUCCCCCAGCCUGCUCUCAGCUGACGGGGUGUUCUUGAUUUCCCCCACGCCCCUCCCCGCCCCGCCGCCACGCACCGGCUUGACUUGCGGCCGGUUAUUUCUGUCUAGCUUUGGCCGCACGCCGCCUGCACAGUCCAUCCUAUCUAACUCGGCGCCCUGGCAGUUUUGGCUAGUCGAGGAUGGGGUUCGGUGCUUACCUGGCCGCGACUGCUCAUGCCGGUGUUGGUGCCGGCUGCCGGGCUGCUGUGCACAUGGGUGCCAGUCGGGCACCGAGGCCCCUGGGGACGUGGGCCGUGCACGCUCGCGAUGACCACCACCGUGGCCACCAUGGCCUCCACCGUGGCUCCGGCCGUGGUGGACUUCGCGGUGAGCGACUGGUCGGACCUGGACCCGCACUUUACGCAGAUGUGCAGCGACGCGACGCUGCAGUCCGACCGCCGCGGCUUCUUCCUGGACCUGGUGGAGGCGGUGACGGAUGGCGCCGGGAUCGCGUUCGUGGAGGAGUUUGCCAAGCUCAAGGACGACCGGCAACGGCUGGAGACGUGCUACUCGCACCCGAAGGUGCGCGACGCGGUGCGCGGCAUGCUCGCCAACGUGCAGCCCGUGUUCCGGUCCAAGGCGGCCGACGUGGCGUCGCAGCGCCGCCUGGAGGGUGAGCGCAUCCUGAGGGGCGGCAACUCGCGCGGCGCCCUGACCACCCUCAGCCAGGCCGUCAUGCGCGCCCCGGCCCCCGCCCCCGCCCCCGCCGGCACCGAGCCGCUACUCGCCCUGGCGCUGUGGGCGCGCUCCGAGGCCCUGCUGCAGCUGCGCCACUUCCAGCAGAGCCUGGACGACGUGCAGCACAGCCUCCGCAGCGGGCUGCCGGAGAGCAGGCGGCUGGAGGCGUUCUACCGCAUGGGGCUGUGCCAGCACGGCCUGGGUGACACCAAGAAGGCCGGCGCCUCGCUGCAGGUGGCGGGCCGCCUGCUGGAGAAGGUGGCGGACAAGACUGAGAGGACGGCCUGGACCGCGACCAUCCAGCAAGCCAUGGGCGCCCUCAGGGUGCCCAGGCCCUCCGACGACAAGGCCCGGAAGUCGGCUGGAGGCGACGCGGCCGCUCCACCACCACUGGCUGGCGGGCAGCACCACGACCUGCCGGCGGCGUCCAGCUUGCUGAGGGUGUCUAGGACCAAGACGGCCGGGCGGCAGAUGGAGGCCGCGAAGCCCAUCCGGACGGGAGACACGCUAGUCGUCGAGUCCCCCGAGGCCGCCUGCCUGCUGCCGGACAAGUUCGGCACCCACUGCCUGCACUGCUUCGGCAGGCUGCUGGCGCCCGUGGCCUGCGAGACCUGCAGCGGCGUGGCCUUCUGCGGGCACGCGUGCCUGCAGGCCGCGAAGGCCUACCACGGCUACGAGUGCCGCCACCUGGGCCUGCUGCUGGGCUCCGGCAUGAGCGUCCUGUGCCACCUCGCCCUGCGCGCCGUCACCCAGCGCGGCCUGGCCUUCUUCCGCGGGCUGCGGGAACACCUCGCCGGCCACGCCACCAAGCCCAAGAAGCAGGCCGACCUCUCGGCGGAGCAGCAGAAGUACCUCAAGAUGUACUACAUGGAGGCGCACGCGCAGAGGAGAUCCGGGAAGGACUUCUUACAGCGCAGCGUGAUGGCCUUGUUCUUGCUGAGGAUCCUGCAGGAGAGCGGCUUCUUUCCGAAGGUCUCCGACCUGGACGGUGACCUGAACGAGGACGAACUGCUAGUCGGCGCUGUGCUGCUGAGGCACCUGCAGAUUCUUCAGUUCAACGCGCACGAGGUGUACGAGACCGUCAUCAUGCCCAGGAAGGAGAAGGACCUGGCCGCCGGCCAGUGCAGCAAGUUCCGCUCCGCCAAGAUCAUGUACAUCGGCGUGGCCGUGUACCCCACGGUGGCGUUGUUCAAUCACGACUGCUACCCCGCAGUCACCAGGUACUUCCGCGGCAGGGACAUCGUGGUGACGGCGGUGCGUCCGCUGGCCGCGGGCGACGUGGUGGCCGAGAACUACGGCCCCAUCUUCACGAAGCGCAGCCUGGCGCAGCGGCAGCGCACGCUCAACUCGCGCUACUGGUUCCGCUGCGGCUGCAACGCCUGCGCCGAGGACUGGCCGCUCAUGGAGCACCUCCUGGAGGACGACUUCCGGUUCCGCUGCCCCGCCGAGGGCUGCCCGCAGACCAUGAGGGCGCCGCGCGCGCAGGACGCGGUGGCGGGCGGCGCGUGCCCGCGCUGCGGCGUGGACGUGGACCUGGCCGGCGUGCGGCCGCGCCUCGAGGCCUGUCGGGGGGCGUUCGACGCCGCCCUGGAGGCCAUGGAGCGCGACGAGCCCCGCGCCGCCCUGCCCUGGCUGUGCCGCUUCCUGGACGACAUGCACGCCCUCACCAAGCCGCCCGUGCGCACCGUCAGCCUCGCGCAGGAGGCGCUGCGGACGUGCCUCGCCGACGGCGGCAACGUCUGGACCGUGCCGUAGCCGCAACACACUCUCUUUACCAACAAAAAAAAUAAAAAGUCAAUAAUUUUUGUA